This is a messenger RNA of Hippopotamus amphibius kiboko, 5507 nucleotides long. RefSeq names its product zinc finger with KRAB and SCAN domains 3 (gene ZKSCAN3). The transcript is spliced from 6 exons. The record is from RefSeq and is a predicted model, not a curated record. Gene Ontology annotation, cellular component: nucleus. The coding region runs from base 907 to 2292 and encodes 461 amino acids. Lineage: Eukaryota; Metazoa; Chordata; Mammalia; Artiodactyla; Hippopotamidae. Gene Ontology annotation, biological process: regulation of transcription by RNA polymerase II; central nervous system development. Gene Ontology annotation, molecular function: DNA-binding transcription factor activity, RNA polymerase II-specific; RNA polymerase II cis-regulatory region sequence-specific DNA binding.
CUCGGGACUCACCUUCGGAGUCCCGGUAGCUCCAGCUCCGUGGCGCACGCAGCAGCGUCCUGACAACCGACAAACCACAAAGGCCGGAAGUGCGUCACCGUUCCGAGCCGCGUCGCAGAAACCGAGCAGCCCUUUCCGCGGUCUUGUGUCUAGGAGCUCGGGAGGUUGUUGCACUUGGUGACUGCCUCAUUACAAGUCCCGAAGCCAGAAAUCCAGCCCGCGGCGGAGAAACCCAACGAGAUUUCUGUGCGGAGUGGCUCCCGGCAUCUGGGAAUCAGAUGGUCAAAGCAACGCAAAAUGUUAGGGCCGGAAAGGACUUCAUAGUUCCUCCAGUUCUGGUACCUACAGCUCAUUCCUUCCUGAGGCUCUCCCGUUAACUCUGGUCCCUUUGACACUACAAAAGAGAGAUGGUCGCUAUGGUUGGGGGUUUUUGUUUGUUUAUUUUUAACCCUCAGCCUCUAUUUUCUGGAAUCGCAGUCAAGAAGGAGACAUGGACACAUAAACAAGCAACUACAUACAGCGGACUUGUACGUGAAAUAAAGUAAAUGCUUGUAAACCGAUUAGGAAACUGCCUGGACCAUAGUAAAUGCUGUUCGACAGUUUUGGGGACCACAAAUAAGGGACUCAGAGUGGACUUCUCUCCUUCGCCUGAACUCUACGAGGAACCGGAGCCUUGGUAUCAGCAGAGGCCCCUUGAGCCUGUCCGCCUCCUCGGGGAGUCCAGAUGAAUUUGGGCAGUUAUGGUUUUAUUCUGAUGCCUUUGCAAAAAUGCUUCCUCUUCAAGAUUUAUAAAAAGGACUUUUGGAUAAAUACAAGUUUCUGACUUUCAGACCAUAAUGCUGAACGGGGAAUAUUCUGCAGAAAUAUACUCCCGCUAGGGUGGCUCGAGUACCGCUUUGGCCCAGGAUGGCUAGAGAAUCGAAGGAAAGCGCAGCCUUGGACGCCCAGUCUGCAGAGGAUCGAACCGGGAUCCUGACGGUGAAGGUGGAGGAGGAAGCCUCCGCUUUGGCUGCCCCAGGCAGCCUGGCUCUGUGCCGGGAGAACUCCCGCCAGCGCUUCCGAAGCUUCCGCUACCCGGAGGCUGAGGGGCCCCGCGAGGCGCUAAGCCGGCUCCGGGAGCUCUGCCGACUGUGGCUGCGGCCUGAGAUGCACAGCAAGGAGCAGAUCCUGGAGCUACUGGUGCUGGAGCAGUUCCUGACCAUCCUGCCGGGGGACCUGCAGAGCUGGGUGCGGGAGCAGCAUCCGGAGAGCGGGGAGGAGGUGGUGGUACUCUUGGAGUAUCUGGACAGGCAGCUGGAUGAGCCGAUGCCCCAGGGGCAGCUGAAAAUGGAAGAUGUGGUCCUGACUCUCUCCCCUGGAUGGACACAGCUGGAUUCAUCUCAGGUGAACUUCUACAGAGCUGAAAGGCAGGAGAACUGUGGCAGCCUGACCUCCUUGGGUGGUGAGAUAUGGACUAAGAUCAGGGACCUGCCUCCACAUGAGGAACAUCCAGAAGAGGAGCCUGGGCAGAUACCAUACCACCUGGGUGAAGACACUGCCCAGAUUUCUACAUGUGCAGAAGCUGGUGAACAGGAGGGCAGAUUACAAAGAAAGCAGGAAAAUGCCUCUGGGAGGAGGCAGCACAUUUGCCAUGAGUGUGGGAAGAGUUUUGCUCAGAGUUCAGGCCUGAAUAAGCACAGGAGAAUCCACACUGGGGAGAAGCCCUAUAAAUGUGAGGAGUGUGGCAAAGCCUUUAUCAGCAACUUUGACCUUGUCAUUCAUCAGAGAGUCCACACUGGUGAGAAACCAUAUGAAUGUGAAGAAUGUGGCAAGGUCUUCAGUCACAGUUCAAACCUUAACAGACACCAGAGAAUUCACACAGGGGAGAAACCCUAUGAGUGUGGUAUCUGUGGGAAAACCUUUAGCCAGAGCAGCAAUCUUCUUGAACAUCGCAAAAUCCACACUGGGGAGAAGCCAUACAAGUGCAAUGCAUGUGGCAAAGCCUUUAUGUGGAAUUCACAUCUCCUGAGACAUCAGAGGAUCCACAGCGAUAAAAAUGUUCAGAAUCCUGGCCAUGGAGAGACCUGGGAGAGUCAAGGGAGGAUGGAAAGCCAGUGGGACAAUGUUGAGGCUGUUGUGUCUUAUAAAUGUAAUGAGUGUGAGAAAAGGAAUAAAAGCCUUAUUGAGCAUCAAAAAAUCCACACUGGUGAGAAACCCUAUCAGUGUGAUACAUGUGGAAAAGGCUUCACCCGAACUUCAUACCUUAUUCAACAUCAGAGAAGCCACGUUGGGAAAAAAAUUCUGUCUCCAUGAUCCAUAUCUCAUACGCCAGAGUUGGUGCUCAUUUCUCAUUGAACUGAAGCCACCUUGGAGCCCUAGCCGACUAGAAAAUUGUGAGCUGGGCUUUAUUUACCACCACACAUCAUCAGGUGUUUGUUAGAAAAUAUAGAGUCUGGCUGAGAUGAAUUAUCUUCUACAUUCUAGGUGACUGGAAAAAAAAAACUUUUUUUGAUAGGAGGCUAUGGGAGAGUUGUCUUGAAGAGGUAUGACCUGAAAUAAUUUGUUCUCACCUAUUGAACUUAAAAGAGCUCCCAGGCUGGCUAAUGAAUCACCCUCGGCCAGCACUUUAUGACGAGUGAAAGGCUGUGAUUUGGGUGCUGCUGCUCUGACUAUUCAUCUUGCUUGUAAGGAAACCUCCAUGGUCUGUCAGAUUCAUGAAAUCUUAUACAUGCCCCCUCCCCAACACACUCAUACACUGUACAAGUGAGAUUACCUUCAUAGCUCUGAAAAUCUGUUGUCAUCUAGAUUUCUGAAGAAUUUGUCACCAAACUAUUUGUGCUUGUGCCUAAUUUUGAGGUACUAGAUUCUGAGUUCAUCCAGUGCAUGUUUUGCCAAGCCUAUAGGAUUGGCAGAGUAGGGAUAAGGGUGGGGUUACUAUGACAGAAGGAAUCCAAAUUUCUUUACCAGGCCAGGAAUUCUAGUAUGAAUGCUUUAAAUAGUUUUAUCAUUAAAUCAAUGUGAAUAUAUUUCAACCAUGGAAUUACAUUCUCUUAUUAAUGUUUCCCUGACAUUAAUUUGCUACUCUUGAAGGAGAAAAUGUUCCUAUGCAGGUAAUGUGAAAAUCAGUUAUCAAGUCAGGAUAAAAUAAUAGAUUCUCUAAAGCUCAUCAUCAUGGUUCUCACCUUUUAGUUCUCCUGGGCCUGACCAAGUGCUCUCUAAAGCUCAUGACACUAUCCUGCCCACAAACUUUCUCCCUCCCCUCAACUGUAUCAGACUACAUCAAGACUUAUACUAAGUUCAAACUUCCUCUGGGUCAGUGGAUUCACACCAGAUAUUUGAAACUAGUAUCACUUAUGGUUUCAAAACUCCAUUUUUAGUGUGGACCGUCUUGGUUUUCUUAUAUAUUGAAUCCCAAACCAUUUUUUUCCAUUCUUUGUCUCAUUAUGGUAUCAGAGUAAUCUUAGCAACAUGAAAAUAUUUGGGAAAUAUAACCUCUUGUACUUUUUGGAAGAAAUUGUGUAAAAUUGUUGACAAUCCUCCCUCUAAUAUUUGGUAGAAUUCUCCAGUGAAGCCCUCUAGACCUGAAGAUUUGGGAACUUUUGAAUUAUGAAUUCAGUUUCUUUAAUGGCUAAAGGACAACUCAGAUUAUCUCUUUCAUCUUGGUUGGAUUUUGAUUGCUUUCACUUUUUGAAGAAUUGGUCCAUUUCUUCUAAGUCGUCAAAGUUGUUAAGUGCAAAGUUGUUGACAGUCUGCCCUUAUGAAGCUUUUAAUAAAUGCAGGAUCUAUAGUGAUAUCCCCAAUUCAUUCCUGUUACUAGUGAUUUGUAUCAUCAUUUUAUCUUGUCAGUUUUAUGUUUUAUUGGAAAAUUUUUUGAAGAAACAGCUUUAUAUUGACUUUUUCCUGUUGUUUUCCUAUUCUCAAUCUCAUUGAUUUCUGCUAUUUAUUAUUUUCUUCUUUCUGAUGCCUUGGGUUUAUUUUGCUCUUGAUCUUUAGUUUCUUGAGGCAGGAACUUCAAUUAUUGAUUUCAGACUAUGCCACUUUUCCAAUAUAAGCAUUUAGUGCUAUAACUUUCCCUCUCAGCAUUUCUUUAGCUGUGUCUCACCAACUGUGAUAGGUUGUUUUUAUUUUCCUUCAAUUUCCUUUGAAACUUCCUCCUUGACUGGGGCAUUAUUUAGAAAUGUUUUCCUUAGUUUCCAAAUGUUCGGAGAUUUUUCUGUUGUCUUUGUUAUUUUUCAGUUUGAUUCCACUAUGGUCAGAAAAUAUACUGUUUGAUUUCAAUUACAUAAAUAGCAUUUUCUGUCACUGCUAGCCAUGUCAUUAUUUCCUAUGUAUCCUAUGAUACACUUUUUUUUUUUUUAAUUUAGUGAUCCUUUCUUUCCUGUUGCCCUAGAAGCCUCUGUCUGCCAGCAGUGUUUGUAUCUCCAGGAUUCAGCUCAUGCCUUGCUCAGAAGCAUUUAUUAUACAGCUUAGCUGGUCACAGAAAAUCUGUUUCCUUCUUUUAUCACAAGAUUCUUGCAAGAACCUCAGCCUUUCAUUCAAGAAACACUGAGUUCCUACUAUGUGCCAGUCCUGUUUUAUGUCCUUAGGAUGCUAAAGUGAACAAGAGUAAUGGCAAACAUACAGUUCUUAAUGCAUGCCAAGCACAAUUUUGGACACUUUACAUUUAUUACCUGUGAAUUAAACAAAACAGACACAAAUCCUUGCCCUUGAAGAGCUUAUAUUAACGUUAGGGAAGGGGUGAGUUAAAGAUUGAGACAAUAAACCUAUUGAGACAAUAAAUGACAAAGAAAAUACAUAAAUUAUAUACUAAGUAAGGGGAAACGAGCUACAGAAAAUCUUGAGAGGGUAAGGAUAUAUGUGGCAAUUUUAAAUACAGUGGUAGACAGGCCUGAGGUGACAUCUGAGUCCUGUCACUGAACUGAGUCAAGCUGGCCAUAGAAUGGGACCUGGACCCUUCAGCCCACAGUCCAAUCUUCCCAAAGGCCCUUUGCCUCAGCCUCCCAAACGGAAAGGCCUGAUCCAGCACACCUGGUUUCAGACGCAGUUGGGAAGAGGCAGGGGGAGAACGAACAGAAGGAAGGCUUCCCAUUCCAAGAAUCUUACUCCGCAGCCCCUUCCUCCACAUAGCACUUGGUUCUAACCAGAGCCCUACCUGGAGUUUCCAGGACGACCUCAAGAGGAGGGGUGCAACAGUGGACUCCAACCAUCCUCAUGGGAUCCUCUGACACCCUACACCGACAAACCACUACAACUCGAGGUACAGGAAUUUGACUCCAGGUGGGUAUUGCCACUUCCCUCCUGGGUGCACUUCUGGCUCCACUGUAGGAUUGUAGGAAAGCCCCCACACUCCAUGGUUGCUCUUGAGAAGAUUGAAGGACCUUGCUGACCCUGUCUGCUGAUGUCCAGUAUUGGUGGUUAUGGCCGUGGACUCGAUUCACUGUAUCUGCAAAAUUCUGACACUUUCUUAUAUGGUUGUUUGCUGACAUUACCGGACUUUCAUAUAUACAGCAUCCAGGGACACGUAAUUC